Messenger RNA from Musa acuminata AAA Group (dessert banana), 2024 nucleotides. RefSeq lists its product as uncharacterized. The record is from RefSeq and is a predicted model, not a curated record. The transcript has 4 exons. NCBI's taxonomy places the organism in Eukaryota, Viridiplantae, Streptophyta, Magnoliopsida, Zingiberales, Musaceae. Gene Ontology annotation, cellular component: outer membrane. Bases 79 to 1743 code for a protein of 554 amino acids.
UGCAAACGGAUCUCUCUCUCGGUCGCUCCGACUUCACUGGGCCUAGACCGUAGCCUUCUCUCUUUCUUCCCCCCUCUCAUGGCGAUCCCUUCCGACUCCGAAGGCGGCACCAACCCUAAGCCCGGAGGAGUAAAGGACAAGGACGACGGAAAAGCAGUGCCUGAGGAUACCACCAAUGGCCUAGGUCGGGAAGGGGAAGAGGACGAAGACGAGGACGAGGACGAGAUCGACGAGGACGACGAAGAAGACGGCGAUGAGGAGGCGGAGGAAAACGUAACCCCCUCCUCCGAGAGGAAGAAUCUCGAUCGCCUUCUCCGACGCCUCUCUGGAGGUCCCGUCCGCCUCCGCGUCCACGAUGUCAUCAUCCGGGGCAACACUAAGACUAAGGACGCCCUUAUCGAAUCCGAGGUCCUUGACGCCUUCCGCACAGCCUCUUCAAUGCAGGAGCUUCUCCAGGCUGCCGGCCUCGCCAACACGCGCCUCCGGCAGUUGGAUAUUUUCGAUUCCGUCAACAUUACGCUCGAUUCCGGCCCCUCCGAGCUCCCUGGCACUGCUAAUGUCGUCAUCGAUAUUGUCGAGGCCAAGAAUCCGCUCACGGGUGAUUUUGGGGUGUAUUCGAAGCCGGAGGCUAGAUCUUGGUCACUUGAAGGAUCACUGAAGCUCAAAAACUUGUUUGGCUAUGGUGAUAUUUUGGAUGCUUCUGGGGCUUAUGGUUUUGAUCAAACAUCCGAGAUAAGUGCUGGAGUGUCCUUACCCAGAUUCAAAGCAAUAUCAACUCCUCUUAUGGCUCGAGUUUCAUUGCUCUCUCAUGAUUGGUUGAAGUUUUCAUCAUACAAGGAACGGCUAUUGGGACUUUCUUUUGGUUUGAUAUCAACUAGAAAUCAUGACCUGACUUACAAUCUUACAUGGCGAAACUUAUCCGAUCCAUCACGUGUGUCAUCCAAAUCAAUACGGAGACAGUUGGGACAUAGUCUUCUCUCCUCAGUAAAAUACACGUUCAGGGUUGAUCAUAGAGAUUCACAUCUGAGGCCAACACGUGGAUUUGCUUUCCUAUCAACUUCUCAAGUUGGUGGUCUUGGACCAGAUAGUAGGAUCUUGCGAUUUAUUAGGCAGGAGUUUGAUCUUAGAGGAGCUUUCCCCCUGGGAUUUUACCAUGCUGCUGUCAACUUUGGAGUUGCAGCAGGUGCUAUACUGCCAUGGGGAAGUGGAUUUAUGAACUCGACAACACCAUUAUCUGAACGAUUCUACAUGGGUGGUCAAUCUUCACCUGUUUGCAACUUGGGAGGGCCUACUUCGUUGUUGGGGUUUAAGUUAAGAGGAUUAGGACCAUCUGACUUGCGAAGAGUGAUUCCACCCAAACGUGGUGAAGAUGAAGCUACUACCUCUUCUGAAAGGGAUGCCUCAGGCAGCAUUACGUCUCCAGGCAGGGAUGUAACUGGAGGUGAUUUUGCAGUUACUGCCUUUGCCGACCUUUCAUUUGAUCUACCUCUAAAGGUGUUCAGAGAGUCUGGAGUGCAUGGCCAUGUGUUCAUCAAUGCUGGAAAUCUUGUAAAAUUAACGGACGAUGAGUUCAAGAAUUUCUCAGUCAAGAGGUUCUUGGAGAUGUUUAGGAGUUCUGCUGGGUUUGGCAUAAUUUUCCCCACCAGAUUCUUUCGAAUGGAGAUUAACUACUGUUAUAUAUUGAAACAGUUCCAGCAUGACCAUGGAAAAACAGGCAUACAGUUUAGUUUCUCCACUCCAUAGAUUUGCCUAUUCGACGAUGAAAGCUCCAGAUUUUUUCCAGUCUUGCACUAGUCUGUGUUUUUGCUGUUUUGCUUUCGUUAAAAUGAGAAGCUUAGUUCCAAAGGCAAGAGAAAAGCCUGAUUGAUAAAUUUUCUCAAUAUGAAGUUUUUUACUGACUAUUUCUCGGGCUUUGCUCCGUGUAUCUCCACAAUAAUUUGGUCAACUGAUUCCUCUAUUAGAAGUGGAUCCACCAUUGCUGGUUUUUACUCAUAAGGUAUAAGAAAAGUCAAGCUUGUUAGAAA